GUCAAAGUCAAGGUCAAAGGGGGUAAAUCUACGAGUUUACCCCUCCGUUCCCAUUAGCCGAUCAUGGAUUGGCUUCUUCCUCGCCCUCGGACGCUCCAAGAGAAGGCGAAGACAUGAACUGCCGGAGCCUGGAGGAGUUCUGGCCCGUCUACGUGAGCCAGCACUCGAAGCCCACCACGCGGCGCUGGCACUUCGCCGGCACCCUCUCCGCCCUCCUCUCCCUCCUCCUCGCCCUCGUCCUCGCCCGCUGGCCCUUCCUCCUCCUCGCCCCCAUCCUCGGCUACGGCCCCGCCUGGUGCAGCCACUUCUUCGUCGAGGGCAAUUCCCCCGCCACCUUCCGCCACCCGCUCUGGUCCCUCCUCUGCGACCUCAAGAUGUUCGCCCUCAUGCUCACUGGCCAGAUGAAUCGGGAGAUCAAGCGCCUCGGCAAGAGACCCGUGCUCCACGCCUUCUGAUCUUCUUCUGCGUCGAUUGGUCGAUCGGAUCCUCCAUCCGACCCACCUGCCCUCGUCGUUGGUAAAUUAUCCAUCAAACCCUAGCUCAAUUUGUCGCCGGCACCGUCUUAUUAAUUUCCCUUGUAUGAUUGGCAUACACCUACCUGAUGAUGUUGAUGAACGAAUUAUAGUCUAUCUAAAGUCUGAAUCUUACUAUUAGUAUUCUCUUGUUCC
Musa acuminata subsp. malaccensis (wild Malaysian banana) is the source of this 668-nucleotide messenger RNA. RefSeq lists its product as uncharacterized. The record is from RefSeq and is a predicted model, not a curated record. NCBI's taxonomy places the organism in Eukaryota, Viridiplantae, Streptophyta, Magnoliopsida, Zingiberales, Musaceae.